GCGUGAACUCCCCGUCUCAGCAGCGCGCAUCGGACAGCGCACGAGGAGCAGCAGCACAGUGAGGGGCGCCAGGACGCGGUGCUUUGACAGUUUUUGGAGUUCAUUGUUCCAUUGUAGAAUUCACGGCAAACAUCGGCACAAUCAUGGCGGGAUUUAACUUCUUAUCAUCGGCGAACGGCGCAGGUGUCCACGCGACCCGAGUGGACCCGAAGUGAGAAAUGGACUUUGCAGAAAUCCUUUUCGCGCUCUUUAUCGUGGUGGUCGCGGUGGUCUCGCUGUUGUCCAACUUGUCGGUGCUGCUAUGUUUCGUCCACAGCGCCGAGAUCCGCCGACAGGUGCCGGGCGUGUUCACCAUGAACCUGUCCUUCUGCAACAUCCUGCUCACCGUUCUCAACAUGCCCACCACAGUGGUGGGCAUCGUGCAGAACCGCCAGCCGUUCGGCGACUGCGCCUGCCACACGGUGAGCUUCCUGGACACCUUCCUUACCGCUAACAGCAUGCUGAGCAUGGCGGCUCUGAGCGUGGACCGCUGGGUCGCCGUGGUGUUCCCCCUCAGCUACGCCACUAAGAUGCGCUACAAGGACGCGGUGUUCAUGGUGUGCUACUCUUGGGCGCACUCGCUCACCUUUUCGCUCGUGGCGCUGCUCUUCUCCUGGGUGGAUUACAGCCACGUGUACGCCUCGUGCACGCUGCAGCUGCGCGAGGGGGAGCGAGACCGCGCGGGCUUCGCCGUGUUCACCGUGGCGUUCCACGCCACGAGCUUCGCGCUGUCGCUCCUCACGCUGUGCGUGGCGUACCUGAAGGUGCUGAAAGUGGCGCGCUUCCACUGCAAGCGGAUCGACGUGAUCACCAUGCAGACGCUCUUCCUGCUGGUGGACAUUCACCCCAGCGUGAAGCAGAGAUGUUUGGCCGAGCAGAAGAGGAGAAAGCAGAGGGCCACUAAGAAGAUAAGCAUCUUCAUCGGCUCCUUUAUAAUCUGCUUCGCGCCUUAUGUGACUACAAGGCUGGCGGAGCUCCUCCCCUUCGUGGGCGUGAACCGCCACUGGGGCAUCGUCAGCAAGUGCCUGACCUACAGCAAGGCGGCGUCGGACCCCUUCGCCUACUCCCUGCUGCGGCAGCAGUACCGCAAGGUGCUGAUGGGGGUCCUGAACCGCCUGCUGCGCCGCGACCUGUAUCCCUCCUCGGGCCCCAGCAGCUCCAUGGACACGGAGAACGACUACUGCCUCCAGAGGAUCACCUAGCGCCGCCGCCGCCGCCGCGCUA
Molecule: messenger RNA, 1263 nt
Organism: Gadus chalcogrammus (walleye pollock)
Lineage: Eukaryota; Metazoa; Chordata; Actinopteri; Gadiformes; Gadidae
Product: G-protein coupled receptor 26-like
Exons: 3
Coding region: 219-1241 (340 amino acids)
Biological process (GO): adenylate cyclase-activating G protein-coupled receptor signaling pathway
Cellular component (GO): membrane
Molecular function (GO): G protein-coupled receptor activity
Source: RefSeq, a predicted model, not a curated record